AUGCCUUUGUUGGUUUCUGAUAACGAGGGCUUUUCUGACGACGAGAGCACUUACUCUGGAACUUCUUCCAAACCAAAGCACCUGCCACUCCCUCUUGCAGCUUCCAUCCCUACCCCAGCGUCUAGGCUCGCUACGGCUUCUCCCCAGCUGCCAGUCUCACGAGGCUCCACGCCAGUGAUUCCAUCGGUGGCUGCGGACCAGGUCAGGAGGUCCAUGAAAAGCACUGCCAUUACUAUUGUCAAAACCGACGGACUUUCGCCCCAGCAGUUCAAACAAGAACGCAGUCAACUUAUGACCAUUAUUGUCAAGUACAUUGCUACUAAGAUUCAGAACUCGUUUCCUCCAGAAUCGCCCCGUAUUGUCAACGCUGACGAGCUUCCUUUGGACAGGUUUCUCUUGUUGUUGACUAGCAGAUUGAAAUUGUCCUUGCCCGUAUUUAUGAAAGGUAUCAUCUAUCUUUUCCGUUACAUGGACAUCAUCUACUUGUUACGGUAUCUUAACCAGUCCAACAACUUUGCUAACUACACCGACAUGGGUUUUGAGUUGAAAAAAUUGAUUGUGGGAUGCUUCAAGUUAGCCAUCAUGAGAGAGAAGAAAAUGCAGGCCCAUGCCCAGUCUGGGGCUGUGGAUAACUACCUCGAUCUCAACUGGCAACGUGUCGCGGGUCUCCCCAACCAAGAAAUCAACACUAUUGUCAAGAAGAUCGUUUCAAGAAUGAACGGCAAGUUGAAUAUCAAGAAUAUCGAGCUUGUCAAAUUGAAAUCGGAAAUUUUCCGUUUUGUUAAGAUGGUUGCAACCGAGGUUUGA
Molecule: messenger RNA, 807 nt
Organism: Suhomyces tanzawaensis NRRL Y-17324
Lineage: Eukaryota; Fungi; Ascomycota; Pichiomycetes; Serinales; Debaryomycetaceae
Exons: 1
Coding region: 1-807 (268 amino acids)
Source: RefSeq, a predicted model, not a curated record